Anguilla rostrata (American eel) is the source of this 4214-nucleotide messenger RNA. It is a transcript of the gene e2f1, whose product is annotated as E2F transcription factor 1. Gene Ontology annotation, cellular component: Rb-E2F complex. Bases 1413 to 2660 code for a protein of 415 amino acids. The transcript is spliced from 7 exons. The record is from RefSeq and is a predicted model, not a curated record. Gene Ontology annotation, molecular function: DNA-binding transcription factor activity, RNA polymerase II-specific; RNA polymerase II cis-regulatory region sequence-specific DNA binding; protein dimerization activity. NCBI's taxonomy places the organism in Eukaryota, Metazoa, Chordata, Actinopteri, Anguilliformes, Anguillidae. Gene Ontology annotation, biological process: regulation of transcription by RNA polymerase II; G1/S transition of mitotic cell cycle.
CACGUGCAUGUUUCGCGGCAAAAAAGAUUUGGCGCGCAAACCUCAACCCUUGUUCCGAUCAGCUGGGACAAUAACAACAAUAACACAGAGCUUUUUGUGCAGAGGACUGCGCUGCUUGGUGAAGGUAGCAGGGUUUGACUGUGGACUGACCUCCAGAGAAAUUGCAUUUUUGUAUACAAGUGCCUGGAAAUCCUUUAAGGACGUAACAUUUUGAACAGUGCGAUUUCUCCUUGCAUCGGUGUUCUUCCUGGAUGCGCGGACACAACUCAGAGAGAGGUGAACAGGGUGCUUUUCACUUCUUGGCGACGAAGAUAUUGCAACCGGAGCUGCCGAGUUUGUGGUCUGGCCUGCUACCCAAUCCUAGCUCCUUUGCGAUUUGUUAUUAUUAUUCUAUAGUAAUUCUCUUUCUUUGUCUUUGCAAAGAUACUUUUUACUGGUUAGCCACCUUACGAAAUAGCUUGCUACAAGUGUGUGUCAGUCCUGGGAGAAACAUAUGGGUGACUUACUUAUUAAGACUUGUUUUUUAGUCGAUAUUGGCUAUAUUAUCGAGCUAAUUAGCUGAUACGUCUCAUUCAAAAGACCGACUGGUUAAUCCGAAUCUCGGUAAAGUUGAAUUAAGGCGGAAGACGAAAAGUGGUAUAAGUUUUAUAGUUAGCUACUAGGCUAGCUAGCGUUUCGCUAUCAAUCCUACAGAAGAGACAGAUGGUCUCUGUGGUGAACAAAGAGGGAGAGAGUCUAUGAAAACUGAAAGGGAUCAAAUUUGUUCCAUUGCCCCUGCAGACAGAAAACCGAUUAGAUUAGAUUGCUAGUUGUCUAACAAGCUUCCUGUUGUUUUUCUUGUUAGUUUUUUGACUGAUUUUAGAUACCUGAGUAUCUAACCAAACUUGCUAGCUAGCUACUGGCUGUAGCUACUUGACACAACACUAGUUUACUAAAAUGAUUUCCUCCCCUAAUGGUAACUAAUCAGAGUAAUAAGAUGACUAGCUAGCUGACAGUCUUAUUAAUUGGCAAAGUCAUAAACAUUGCGAUUUUCUGUUGGGAUUGUAAAGAAAUGCACAUUUGCUAAGUUAGUAUCAAACCAAAAGUAACGUUAACUGAUUACUUGGACAUUGACACCAAGUGUUCCCAAUUGCAACCAAUGCUAACUGGAAAAGUGAAACUAAGCUAAUACAACUGAACGAAACGUGUGUUUUUAAGCUUAUGUAUUAACCAGUUAGCUGGCUAAUCUAAACAUGGUCAACCCAGCCAUUAAUAGUGUCAGUUUUUCUAUAGGUGUUUAUUGUUGUGUACACAAAACCGCCACCAGGCGAGACAACUGUUAGCCAAAAAAAGAGGUUUUUUAAUUGCCUAAGGAUUGUUGGACUGUCCGGAUCACAGACCACUGGCAGAGGAAGCUGCCCUGUGUCCAUGCAAUGUCAGAGACGCUGAUAACCGGUCUGACCUCGGAGGAUCUUUUGGCUGAUUUCGAGUCUAUUUUGAGCUCUGGGAACAUCGACCUCAGCGAGGAACAUCAGAUCGUGAUCAUUUCCACCCCGAACGAUGUGGACAUUCACUCGACCGCUCCCAACAGCGCGGGGGAGAUCCUUCUGUUCGCAACCCCUCAAGGCUCCGCGCCCGCGGAGGACCCGCGCCGACCCACGCUGGGACGCCCUCCGGUGAAGCGAAAGCUGGAUUUGGACAGCGAUCACCAGUAUGUGAGCAGUUCCUGUCCCGCUCCCCCAGGCAGAACACCAACUGCAACUCCAGCACCCCCUAGAGUGCCGAAGGUGUCGGUGGAGAAGUCGCGCUACGACACGUCCCUGAACCUGACCACCAAGCGCUUCCUGGACCUGCUGGCCCAGUCGCCCGACGGGGUGGUGGACCUCAACUGGGCCUCCCAGGCGCUGGAGGUCCAGAAACGCCGCAUCUAUGACAUCACCAACGUCCUGGAGGGCAUCCACCUCAUCUCCAAAAAGUCCAAGAACAACAUCCAGUGGCUGGGGAACCGGCUGGACGGGGCGUCGGCAGCCCGGCAGCAGGCCCUGCAGAAGGAGGUGUCCGAGCUGACCCGCGCGGAGGACAAGCUGGACGAGCUCAUCGCCAAGUGCAACCUGCAGCUCCGCCUGCUCACCGAGGACUCUCAGAACAAGAAGUUGGGGUACGUGAUGUGCCAGGACUUGCGGAACACGGUCGACCCCCCUGACCAGCUCGUAAUGGUGGUCCGCGCCCCCCCGGAGACGCAGAUGGAGGUUUCUGAGCCCUCUGAUGUCUUCCUGUGCCCGGAGGACAGCUCGGGGGUCUGCAGCCCCGUGACCGCCAGCAGCCCCGCGAAAGCCACCGGCAGUGCCUCCCCUCAGCCAGCAGAGGGAGCCGCGCCGCGGAUGCAGCACGCCCGAGUGCUCGCAGCCGACCGGAGCUCUUCCCUCCCCGCAGCGAGGCUCCUGGAGGGAGAACCGUUCGCCCCCCUGGGGGAGCUCGGCGACUUCGACCUCUCCUCCCUGGUGUCGGCGGACUACCUGCUGGACCGGAGCCUGGAGGACUUCUCCUCCCUGCCCCUGGACAGCUUCAUCAACCUGUCCCCCCCCCACGUGCACGACUACCACUUCGGCCUGGAGGAGGGGGAGGGCGUAAGCGAACUCUUCGACUGCGACUUCGGGGACCUGGCCCCCAUGGACUUGUAAGGGUGUGAGGGGUGGAAGGACUAUGGUGGGGGGUGGGGGUGGGGUGCAAAGCUGUAGACCACAACUUAGCACUUGGGCCACUGGAGAGAGUUGGGUGGUGGACAACGGUACUUUCCAUGGCCAGUUUAUUUAUAUGUGGAUUUCUUUCCAGUAUUUCACGUCGGAGUGUGUGCGUGCAAAUGUGUGUGUCCGUGUGUGUGUGGGGAAGGUAUGGUGGCAGGGCGAAACUUAGCUGGGCUGGGGGGGACAAAAAAACGAGGUAGAAAACAAAAAAAAAAAAAAAAAAUAUUUAAAAAAAUAAAUAAUUGUUUGAAGUGCAUUAUGCUAGCAAGUAAUCCUAGAAGGUUUACCGCCAUAAUUUCUGGAAGCAUAGAAGACGCCUUUCUGUGAGAAGGGCUUGGAUGUAGUUCAGGUUUGUUCUUAGGAGGUGGAGCGUAUGAGCAGCACCAGUAGGUGAUGUGGUCGUCCCCCCCCCCCAUCUCAGGUCUGGGAAAUGGGUUUGACAGGUUAAACGGUAAGUGAAGCCGGAUUGGGGGUGAAGCGCUCGCCGUUAAGCUGGGCUGGCGACGCACGGGCGCUAGCGGCGCUAACUCGCUAUAAAGCGCGUUUUAUCGAGGCGCACAUCAGUGUUUCUGUCGUGCUACAAGCUCACGGGCCUGAGGUCCUUACCCUUUUAACUCUGCCUGUCAGUUCUGUAUUACCUCUACAUCAGUGGUGUCAAACUCGUUGCCAUGGAGGGCCGUGUGUAUGCAGGUUUUCAUUCCAGCCUCAGAUCUUGAUUAUAUAAUUAGUUAAAUUAUUUGCUGAAUUAGGGAUGCAGGUUUGUGCACAAUGGUGACCCGACGUCUAUGGUGACCCGCAUUGUCUAAAUAAAAAUUUUCUUAUAUUCUGUGCUUCAAUGCAGUUAAACGCAUAUGGCUGAAUGAGUAAUUGGACUCAAUUAAGGCAGCAUUAAUUGGUUGGAAUGGAAACCUGCAUACACACGGCCCUCCAUGGCAACGAGUUUGACACCACUGCUCUACAUGGUGCGUAACCUCUCUUGGUGGAAAAAUGUAUUUUGUAAAAAAACUGGGGCACUUCAACUGGGGCACUUGCAAGUCCUACCCUCUUACAGGUAGUGCGUGGCGAUAUGGUGCGUGGUUGCCGGGAUAGUGUGGGAGGGGUUGUGCCCGGCGAAAUCUUCGCGAACCCGCGUUCCGAUGUAUUUACUUGCUCACGGCACUGUCAAAAACAUGUUUAUAGUGUAAAGGAAAUGGGUUUUUGCCAGUUUGUUUUAGCUGUUUUACUCGUUUUUAAAUCAUUUAAUCUGACAUUAAUUGCAUAACUUUGAUUUAUUGUGUAUUUAUUGAUCAGAGACCUGAUCUUCUGUUUUUUUGUUUUGUGUUGUUUUUGUUGAACAGAAACUGCGGAAUAUUUUUCUGUCUCUCUCUCUAGAUAUUCUCAAAAAUAAGAAAUGAUUUGGAAUAUUUUUGUAAGUGUGUUACUGUCCGUCAAGAUUAUGCAAAAAUGAAAUGGAGUGAAAUGUGUUCUUAAUUAAAUGCGUAAUCCCCGAAA